AUGGACUCGCAGCUGUCAGUGGUCAUCAACUCGCCCACACACACCCCGCACAAGUUCACACUCGACCUCAGCCGACAGUGCACUAUUCUCGAACUCAAGGAGAUUAUCGUCACUCGACUCGACACUAAGCUCACUGUCUCUGACCAGCGCCUUAUCUUUGGAGGCCGGAUCCUCGACGACAAAGACACUCUCGACCGUGUCUUUGAGAAGGUUGACUGUUCCACACCCAUUCGCUUCAGAGGCAACUCUGACAACUCCCCCUCUACUGCAUCAACCAACACCAACACAGCUGCAACGUCAGGCACCGACCUGAACAACUUUGCAUUUACGCCAUUCACAACGGCCACACCAGCAGCAGCAACAGCAACAGGAGCCCGUGAUGGCCGAACCGAGACAGAUGCCUCCAACAGCACAACAAACACAACAACUGCCUACAGCCCUUUCCCAUUUAUGGCCACCGCAGGGGGAGUUCCUGUGAUGGUACCUAUGGCUCCUCAGGCGAUGCAAUAUGUACUCGUCAACGGGAUGCCCUAUUUGGUCCCAGCUGUUUACCUUCCCAUGUUACAUUAUCAGCAGAUGCAACAGACAUAUGGACAGUUCCAAUUCCUCCCUGACGGCGCGCCAUUUUUACCCUCACACCAGAACAUCAACAACAUUAACGGCAAUAUCAACAACCCCAUCGUGGAUCAGGUACGCGCAGGCGCGGCCGUUGCAGCAGAAGCACCCCAACAGAACGCACAGGAAAUUGCCGCGCGGGAUCAACGCAGAGCCGCCUCUUUGUGGUUGUUGAUGAAGUUGGCGCACCAAACUGGACGGCUUCGAAUUGUUCGCAGGAUAGUUCAAAAUCCACCAGCAGAGGAUGCAGCGCAGGGAGCAGCAAACCCUGUCCCUGGCGCCGCUGCUCCUCAACCAACUCAAACCACCACUUCUACAUCUACGACAACUACGACCACAACAUCCACAUCUACCUCUGGCCCUGCUAACAGCAGUGCAUCGACAGCAAACAGCAGCAGUAACAGCGGCACCAAUACCCAAUAUGCCGCCACAUCCACCUCCGAGAGUUCAACGACCCAGCAGCAGCAACAACAAGGAGGAAAUGCACAAGCACAGGAGACAGUGACAGCAACAACAGAAGCAGCUCAACCUCAAGUGUCACCAUGGCGUAGCCUCGAGCAUGCACUGCUGACCUUUGUCACAUCGUUGGUUCCAGCGCCUCAGCCUGAUAUUGACCCUGCUGUUGCGGCUGCCGCGGCCGCAGGCGAUCGUGGGAUGUAA
Messenger RNA from Linnemannia hyalina, 1275 nucleotides. The record is from the annotation of a GenBank genome assembly. NCBI's taxonomy places the organism in Eukaryota, Fungi, Mortierellomycota, Mortierellomycetes, Mortierellales, Mortierellaceae.